AAGCACUGCUCUGUGAAUGUAAAUGUGUCUCUGCUGUCUCAGAAAUUGACCGCCUACCUGGACCAGAAUCUGAACAAGUGCUACGUCAUCCCGCUCAACACCUCCAUCGUCAUGCCUCCCAGAGACCUCCUGGAGCUGCUCCUGAACAUCAAGGCUGGCACCUACCUGCCUCAGUCCUACCUGGUCCAGGAGGAGAUGAUGGUGACGGAGCGCCUGGAGCACGUGGACCAGCUCGGCUCCUUCAUCUACAACCUGUGCCGCGGCAAAGACACCUUCAAGCUGCAGCGCAGAGACCGCAUCCUGGGUAUCCAGAAGCGUGAAGCUCUCAACUGCCACAAGAUCCGUCACUUCGAGAACACGUUUGUGGUGGAAACCCUGAUCUGCGAGCCCUGAGUGGCGGUGGCAGCGGCGGUUGNCGGCGGUUGGCGGCGGUUGGCGGCUGCAGUGAGAUGUGUUUUUAAUGCUCACCUGUCUCUUCUUUCUGUCUUUACUUCAGGUAGUGAGUGAGUGCGAGGAGUGAAAUGUGAAGCUGUUUGCUGAAUAUUCUUUUUGAUUGUCAAAAGUAUUUUUCCACUUUUCUGUUCGGGGAUCUUCUUGGAAUCUUUUCAUAAAAUAACUAGUUUAAUAGUAAAUUAUUUUAAUCAGUAUACCUGCAAUUAUAGCACCAACAUUGUUCUUAUUAGAGAAGGGACUUUUAGUUUGCCUUUUUGUUUUCAGUCCAAACAAGAUUUCAGAAUAAAGGGCACUUUUCUACCACUCGCUCUGAUCCAGGGAGACUGUUUUUGUUUUUUGUAUUUUGUCUGCUGUAGCUAUUAAUACACUGCACCUGUUCUUUCUUAACUGGGAGAGGAUCUUAAAGCCAGAGUGCGUUCAGCUUUAAACCUCCACUCACUCAGACCUUAAAAUCUUUUUCUCAAGGGUUGUCUGUCUUUUUUUGAAUGUGUAAUUUUUUGGAUAACUCUUGCUGUUGUACUAAUUUGUGUAUAUAAUCUCUUUAAAGAUAUGAACAGACCAACACAAUAAACAAAAUGGAAAAAACAAA
Molecule: messenger RNA, 1042 nt
Organism: Morone saxatilis (striped sea-bass)
Lineage: Eukaryota; Metazoa; Chordata; Actinopteri; Moronidae
Product: integral membrane protein 2B-like
Exons: 4
Coding region: 112-393 (93 amino acids)
Biological process (GO): negative regulation of amyloid precursor protein biosynthetic process
Cellular component (GO): plasma membrane; Golgi apparatus; extracellular exosome
Molecular function (GO): amyloid-beta binding
Source: RefSeq, a predicted model, not a curated record